AAAGUUAGAAAUGGAAAACAUUCGUGCUUCUUCAGCACGCUUUUAGCGAGCAGAUCUUCGAGUAAAGCCCUGGGUUGCGUCGCAAGCGUGUAGCACCGAGGUUCUGUUGUAAAAAUGCCAAUUUUGUGUUCUCCUGACUUGUCGGCGGAUAUGAUCUCAGCCUUGAAUGCAGCCCGAGACGGAUUCUCACACUUAUGAGUCGCUUUCUAAUUCGGCAUACAUAAAAUCUAUUUAGACAUUCAUUUUUUGACCAAAUUUUGACAGUCACAUCAUCAUGAGUAAGAGGAAGGCCAGAGAUGCUCAUCUGCCUGUAGGGGAAUGCAUCAAACAGGUUCAGCAGAUUUUAAGGGAGCGAUUUUGUGAGAGGCGGCUCCCUGACAGACUAGAGGGAGUAGAAGCUCAGUACAAACACCUCCUGGAGCUGCUGAGGCGGACGGCGAUCCACGGGGAGAGUAAUUCUGUGCUAAUCGUGGGUCCCAGAGGAGCAGGGAAAACGACGCUGCUGCAGUGCGUGCUGAGAGACCUGCAGAAAGAGGAGAAGGUGCAGAAGAACCUUCUUCAGGUUCACCUCAAUGGUCUCCUGCAGACUGAUGACAGAAUAGCGCUGAAAGAAAUAACCAGACAGCUCCACCUGGAAAACGUUGUUGGAGACAAAGUGUUUGGAAGCUUUGCUGAAAAUCUGGCUUUCCUCCUGGAGGCAUUAAAAAAAGGCAAUCGCAGCAGUAGCUGCCCAGUGUUGUUUGUCCUGGAUGAGUUCGACUUAUUCGCCCACCACAAGAACCAGACUCUGCUCUACAACCUGUUUGACGUCUCACAGUCCGCCCAGGCUCCCAUCGCCGUGGUUGGCGUCACCUGCAGACUGGAUGUUCUGGAGCUGCUGGAGAAGCGGGUGAAGUCGCGGUUUUCCCACCGUCAGAUCCACCUGCUGAGCAGCCUCAACUUCACCCAGUACCUGGAACGGGUUUGGACGCAACUCAGCCUGCCGGACAGCUUUCCUGACAAGAAGUUCGCUCAGGAGUGGAACGCUGGUGUAAAGACUCUGUGUGAGGACAAAUCUGUGGAGGAAGUCCUGCAGAGACACUUCAACUCUAGCAAAGACUUUCGCUCUCUGCACAUGCUGCUGAUGUUGUGCCUGAGUCGCGUCUCUGUCGCCAAACCUACCAUCAAACCAGCCGACCUGCUCGAGGCCAGCCGGAUGUGUUUUGCUGACACCACGGCUAACAUGCUCCAUGGUUUGUCCAUCUUGGAGCUGUGCCUGGUCAUCGCCAUGAAGCACCUCAAUGAUGUGUAUGAAGGAGAGCCAUUUAACCUUCAGAUGGUCCAUAAUGAGUUUAAGAAGUUCCUGCAUAGGAAGUCCAACUCCAUGUACAACUUUGAGCAGCCUGUUGUCAUGAAGGCGUUCGAGCACCUGCAGCAGCUGGAGCUGAUCCGGCCUGUCGAUGGUUCCUCGGCCAAAGUCCAGAGGGAGUACCAGCUCAUGCGGCUCACCCUGGACCACAGCCAGAUCAUGGAGGCCCUGCAGAAGUACCCACAGUGCCCCACUGACAUCAAGCAGUGGGCCAUGUCGGCGUUUGGGUAGAGCUUCAGAACAUUUAGAAUUCAGAGUCUGUGAAGCUUGUUUUGACUUGGACUGAAGAGCUGAAGGUUUGCACUGCUGCCUACUGUAAACGAUCACAAAAUAAAAGGAAAUGAAGAGUUUGGCAUUGGUGCGAUCAAAUGUUUCACCCUCUAAGCAGUUAAAGAGGUUUAUGCUGCAGAUAGAUCCCCCCCUUACCUAAUACAAAAACUCAGCUUAAUGUGCAUGUGUCAUUUGAUCAAUAGUAGGAGUUAACAACCCAUAAAAGUCAUCAAGCGUCCAGCUUUCAUCAUUUUCAGGUCAUGGGCAUCAGGCUGCUGAAUGCUGCUAUCUAGUGGUGAUUUCAUGCAGUUGACAAUAACCUGGAUAAAAGUUGUAGUUUUGAUUUCUUGGUUUUACAGAGUUUAUGCACAAUGAUCACCUGACUGGUCUGCACCCAAAAUGUGCUUCCAGUCGGGGUCAUAUCUGUCAUUUUAUAGAGGCAGCAGUGUGACUCCUGAUGGACCGUGAGCUGAAUGAAGAUUCACCUUAGUGGCAAUAAAAAGAACUCAUUUAAUUA
Messenger RNA from Oreochromis niloticus (Nile tilapia), 2135 nucleotides. It is a transcript of the gene orc4, whose product is annotated as origin recognition complex, subunit 4. The transcript has 14 exons. NCBI's taxonomy places the organism in Eukaryota, Metazoa, Chordata, Actinopteri, Cichliformes, Cichlidae. Gene Ontology annotation, cellular component: nucleus; nuclear origin of replication recognition complex. Gene Ontology annotation, molecular function: ATP hydrolysis activity; DNA replication origin binding. The coding region runs from base 275 to 1579 and encodes 434 amino acids. The record is from RefSeq and is a predicted model, not a curated record. Gene Ontology annotation, biological process: DNA replication; DNA replication initiation.